This is a messenger RNA of Astyanax mexicanus (Mexican tetra), 2337 nucleotides long. RefSeq names its product 5'-nucleotidase, cytosolic IAb (gene nt5c1ab). NCBI's taxonomy places the organism in Eukaryota, Metazoa, Chordata, Actinopteri, Characiformes, Acestrorhamphidae. Gene Ontology annotation, biological process: adenosine metabolic process; nucleotide metabolic process. Gene Ontology annotation, molecular function: nucleotide binding; magnesium ion binding; 5'-nucleotidase activity. Gene Ontology annotation, cellular component: cytosol; cytoplasm. The coding region runs from base 379 to 1440 and encodes 353 amino acids. The transcript has 6 exons. The record is from RefSeq and is a predicted model, not a curated record.
GUCUAAAAAUAAAGGACAUCUUCCAGCACAGAGCUGCUGCAGAAAACCAUCUCAGGCAAGUCCGACUCACACGAUAGCCACACAUGAUGUGAUGCUGGAGACACUGAGGACGGGGCGUGGCCAGAGGGAUGAUUGAUCCCCUGAUGCAGCAGCUUCUGAAAGGGAAUACCUUGGCUUGCAGAAGGACUGGAAAUGAAGUCAUUAGCAGCAGCUGGCUCCCCGGUAGGCUGCCUCUUUCUGCUCUUACAACCCUUUUCUCCGCAUGUUCGCGCUGUUGAUCACUCUACCUCCGUCCACUCUGCUGAGAUGCUUGUAGAUGGAUGAUGGGAUCUGCAGAGGCUUUAUAUAUUAUACCAUAAACAAGGACCUGCUGCAAAAAUGAAUAAAAUCAACCAUCAACAAACGGCCAAUAAUGUUGAGACGCAGUCUGUGGAGAGGAUGAAGGCUAAGGAUCCACCAACUCCAUCCAAGAAGCCUAAAUCUCCCAAGCCUCAAAAUGCGGUCACCAUCGCUGUGUCGUCUCGGGCGCUCUUCAACAUGGAGUUUGAGCAGCAGAUUUUCGAGCAGAAGGGAAUGGAGGAAUAUCUGAAAUACCAGCUCGAUCAUGAAACAGAGCCGUUUGCACCAGGACCUGCUUUCCCUUUCAUUAAGGCUCUGGAAUCGGUCAAUGAGCAGCUGAGAAACCUCUACCCCGACAGUGAAGAGCUCUUUGAUGUGGUUCUGAUGACCAACAACCACGCGCAUGCUGGAAUUAGGCUCAUCAACUCAAUCAAUCACCACAAUCUGUUCGUGGAACGCUUCUGUAUGACCGGCGGUAACAGUCCAAUUGGGUAUCUGAAAGCGUACCACACUAACCUGUAUCUGUCUGCUGAUUCAUCGAAAGUGAGAGAGGCCAUAGAGGAAGGGAUUGCUGCAGCCACCAUGUUUUCAGCAGAGAAAGUCACGCAAGUCUCAGAGACACAGUUGCGAGUGGCCUUUGAUGGAGAUGCAGUGCUUUUCUCAGAUGAGUCAGAGAGAAUAUACAAAACCCAGGGCCUGGAAAAAUUCUUUGAACAUGAAAAGACCUAUGAAAACAAGCCCCUUGAUCAUGGACCACUUAAAGGAUUUUUGGAAGCUCUGGGAAAACUGCAGAGGAAGUUCUAUGCCAAAGGCCACCGUAUAGACUGUCCCAUCCGCACUUAUCUGGUGACGGCUCGGAGUGCAGCCAGUUCAGGUUCCCGGGCGCUGAAGACCCUCCGGGCUUGGGGUCUUGAAACAGAUGAGGCCCUUUUUCUGGCUGGAGCACCAAAAGGCCCAAUGCUAGCUAAGAUCAAGCCCCAUAUUUUUUUCGAUGAUCAGAUGUUCCAUAUAGAAGGAGCUGCAGAGCUGGGCACUGUGGCCGCUCAUGUUCCAUAUGGAAUUGCCCAAAAGAUGCCACCAAAGAAAACAAAGGACACUUGACUCAUUCAAGAUUGAUUUACUUCCCAAAUUAAAAUGAAUAUAAUUAAGUUACUUAUGGAUUGUUUUCAGUUGAUCAGAAAAAUAUCUCUUAUAAACUGUGGUGUUGAAUCUAGCCCUCUGGACUGAAUGUGGUAAACUUGGGUUUGAACUGAUAUUUUAGUAAUAUUUAGCAGAAAUUGACUGAUCUAUCGUUCCCAUUGCUUGUACCUAGACCUUUCUUAAGCCAUAUUUACUGUGUAUUCUAAUGGUUUACUAAAUACAUUGAGCCUAUUAUGCUUACUAAGGGCUUAGAAUGGCAGUACACAGUCUUCAGGUACUACAAAAAAAGAACAAAACACUGUGCCUCUCUUUUUUUUUUUUUUUUACAAAAAAGUCAAUAAUGCCUGCAUUAGAAGUGUGGAUUGCUGACACAGGAUCAAAAUAACUCAUUUCAAACAGUUCCCAGUGGCACCCUCAAAUAGAAUCCCUAACAGUUUGUCUUUGUUAAGCAGUGUUGGUUUGAUGAAUUAAUGUGUGUGAUGUGUAAAGCUGCUUUCCUCAUAUCCUCAUGUCAUUUAAGUUAUUAUAAAAUGGUGUUUUGGGUCAUUGUGAAAAGCAUGAGAGUCUAUUUUUGCACGUUUUCAUGCUAUAGUCCUUUACUAUAUGUGUCAGCUGUCUGUCAACCGUUUUAUGUGUGAGAUAUAUUAUAUUGUUGUUUUCAGCAUACCACAUGGUGUGACACCAGUUUAAUCUAUUCGGUACAUGGCAGGUCACUUUUUUCCUAAAUAUAUAUUCAAAUAAAUGCAUAAGUGAAUGUAUUUUUUUUUAUGUGUAAAGAAUAAUUUACUUACUUAUUAUUUAUUAUUAUGACUUCUGUAACCCCAGGGUUGCACAACAGUGAAAAACUACUAUUUCAUA